Molecule: messenger RNA, 4752 nt
Organism: Heteronotia binoei (common prickly gecko)
Lineage: Eukaryota; Metazoa; Chordata; Lepidosauria; Squamata; Gekkonidae
Product: NACHT, LRR and PYD domains-containing protein 3-like
Exons: 20
Coding region: 200-4636 (1478 amino acids)
Cellular component (GO): cytoplasm
Molecular function (GO): protein binding
Source: RefSeq, a predicted model, not a curated record
UCAGCUGUCAUCUCUGCCAAGAAGAGGAGAAACCGAAAGGGAAGAAAUUUUGUGCCCGUUUUCUAGCAGGCCAUCUAAGAGAAGGGGGAGGAAGGACAGAGUUCCACUGCCAUAUUACAGCGGAAGAUACAAAACCAAACACCCCCACCAGCCCAGAGCACCAGCUGCAACAACCAGGACAGAUGAUGCAUAAUCUCUAAUGAGAGACAUGGAUAGAAAUGUUAAAGAAGCCCUCCAUUAUGCCUUGCAAGAACUCUUUGAAAAUGAAUUCAAACAUUUUAAAUAUAUGCUACAUGAUACUAAGUGCAAUGGAAAAGGAAAAAUCAGCAGAAGCCAGCUGGAGAAUGCUGAUACGCUAGAUGUUGUAGAUCUUAUGUGGAAUGUCUUUGGUGAGGAUGAUGCACUUAGCAUAUGUAUACAAGUCCUUGAAAAAAUCAAUAUGAAGAAUAUUGCUGAAAAACUCAAAGUGGCAGCAAAGACAGCUUUAGGUCAAGAUCAAGUUCCUGAAACAUCAGCAAAUGAUGAAAGAAUGGCAUAUAAAGAUCACAUUAAAAACAAAUUUCAGACAGUGAAGGACCAGAAUUUUCUUCCUGGAGAAUACGUACAUCUGAAACAACGCUACGCAAAACUAAUAAUCAUAGAUUAUCACCGACCAGAAAAGGAACGAGAACAUGAAAUUAUGGCUUCUGGAGGGAUUCAUGCUCAGCUCAUGAGGAAGAGAGCCCGUUCUGCUAUUACCAUUGAGACACUAUUCAGGCCUGAUAAACAUGGGUUAAGACCUCAAAUUAUUGUGCUGCAAGGAGUAGCAGGAAUCGGUAAAACCAUGACAGCAAGAAAAAUCAUGUUGGAUUGGGCUUGUGGAGAGCUUUAUGAAGACAUGUUUGAUUAUGUUUUCUAUUUACAUUGUAGAGAAGUGAACCUCUUUACAGAAGAAAGUAGUAUCGUUGAAAUGAUUUUAAAACAAUGGGCCAGUAAGAACACAAUUAAAGAGAUACUGAAGAAUCCUGAGAAACUCCUGUUCAUAGUUGAUGGAUUUGAUGAAUUAAGGUUUUCUCUUGAUCAGCCAGAAGAUUGCCUGUGCACUGAUCCCUGGCAAAAGAAGCCAGUGGGAAUCCUGUUGAGUUGUUUAUUUCAGAAACAUGUCCUUCCUAAAUCAUAUUUGAUAAUCACAACAAGACCAACGGCUUUACAGAAACUGCAUUAUUUCUUGGAGUGUUCACGUUAUGCUGAAAUCCUAGGCUUUUCAGAGGGGGACAAGAGGGAAUACUUUCACAAAUUCUUUCAAGAUAAACAUGAAGCAGAAAAGGCUUUUGGACUUGUAAAACAAAAUGAGACACUCGUCACCAUGUGCUUUAUUCCCAUUGUGUGUUGGAUUGUGUGCACUGUCAUGAAACAGCAGAUGGAAAGAAAUGAAGACUUCACCCAAACAACAAACACACUCACUGCCGUCUAUAUGCUCUACCUUAACAGUUUGCUAAAGUCAGACAAAAGUCUUUCAAAGCAAUUUAAUGGUAACAAGUUGAAAAGUCUGUGUUCUUUGGCAAUUGAUGGAAUCUGGAAACAGGAAAUAUUAUUUGGGGAGGAAGAAAUCAAAGACCGUGGAUUAGAUCAAUAUGAUUCCCUCCCUCUCUUUAUGAGUGAGAAUAUUUUCAAAAGAGACAUUGACUGUGAAUGUGUCUACAGCUUCAUUCACUUAAGCUUUCAGGAGUUUUUUGCUGCUUUAUCUUAUGUAUUAGUGGAAGAACAGGCACAGAAUUCUGAGAAAUAUAAUCAAGAGUUAAGAACACUACUAGAAAGCUAUAUCACCUCUCGACAAGACUUAGCAUUAACAGUGCAAUUCCUUUUUGGUCUUUUAAAUGAAGAAAAAAGAAUGAAGGGCUUGUGUAAAAAGUUUACAUGGCAAAUUUCUCCUAAAAUUAAGCCAUUUGUAUUGAAGUGGGUAAAAACCCACACAACCACAAAAAUAACACAUCCUUGGAAUAAACAGUUAUUGUUUAGGUGUUUCUCUGAGAUGCAAGAUGAAAAUUUUAUAAGACAUAUAUUUGAUAAUGUGACUGAAAUGGAAUUAUUCUGGGGUAUUCAUAGCAAGAUGGAAGAGAGAGAUCUAGCAUAUUGUCUAGAGCACAUGUGUCAUUUGGAGGUCCUUACUCUUAAGAACCUUAAAUUUGUGCCAGAGAUUUUUCACCCAGAUAUGAAAAAAAGAGAAGAGGAAGAAGAGUUCAGAAAUUCACAACUACAUUUAGAUUAUGAUCUGCAUCAAGAUCAUGUGCCUGGUGAACAAAUCUGUAAAGCACUGAAGCGUCUAAAGAAUAAUUUAAGGAUACUGAGACUGAUUUACUGUGAUCUUACCACCAAUCAGUGGUGGGAUCUCUUAUCUGUUAUCUGCAUUUCCCCAACACUCUCUGAGCUGGACCUGGAAUGUAGUGAAUGGGGAGAUUCAAUAGUGCAGCUUCUAGCUGAUGCACUGAAACACCCGGACUGCAAGAUUCAGAAACUGGUACUGAAUUUCUUUGAGCUUACAUCUGCUUGUUGUGGGAAUCUCGCCUCUACUUUAAGCACCAAUCAAAGUUUGACAGAAUUGUUCCUGGAACAUAACACAAUAGGAGACUCGGGAAUUAGGCUCCUGUGUGCAGGACUAAGACAUCCAAAUUGCAAACUGAAGAAAAUAAGGUUGACUAACUGUAACAUCACAUCUUCUGGUUCUGGGGAUCUUUCUUCUGUCCUCAGUACAAAUCAGACACUGAAAGACCUAGGUUUAGAUGGCAAUAAAUUGGAAGAUUCUGGACUGAGACUGCUAUGUGAGGGCUUGAGGGAUCCACGCUGCAAAAUACAGAAGAUAAAGUUGGACGGAUGUCGUUUUACAUCUUCUGGUUGUGAGGCUCUCUCUUCUGCCCUCAGCACAAACCAGACACUGAAAGAGCUACAUUUAGGGGAAAAUGAACUGGAAGAUUCAGGAGUAAGAUUGUUAUGUGAUGGCCUAAAAAAUCCACACUGCAAAAUACAGAAAAUAAAGUUGUUCAGGUGCUGCCUGACAGCUGGAUGCUGUGAAGAUCUGUCUUCUGUUUUCACUACAAGCCAGACCCUUACAGAGUUAGAUGUGUCAAGUAAUAUGCUUGGAGACUCAGGAGUAAGAAUACUGUGUGAAGGGCUAAAACAUCCAAGCUGCAAGCUGGUGAAUUUGAGGUUACAGUCCUGUAAUCUGACAGCAGCAUGUUGUGGGGAUCUUUCCUGUAUGUUUCCUGCCAACCAGACCUUGAUAGACCUGGAUUUAUCAUACAAUUGCCUGAAAGAUUCUGGGAUCAUCUUAUUGUGUGAUGGGUUAAAACAUCCAGACUGCAGACUGCAGAGGCUCAAGUUGAUCUAUUGCUCUUUAACAGAAGCUUGUUGUAGAGAUCUUGGCCAAGUUCUCAGCAGAAACCAGUGGCUGAAAGAGUUAGAUCUGUCUACCAACCAAUUAAGAGAUAAUGGAAUGAAGCUGCUUUGUGAUGGUAUCAAACAUCCAAACUGUAAAGUAGAGACACUAGUGCUGGCUGAUUGUAGCCUGACAUCUGCAGUCUGCAAGGAUUUCUUCACUGCUGUGUCUACAAACCAAUCACUGACACAACUGGUUAUCAGAGAGUCAGAACAAAGAGCCUUUGUCCAGAAGCUACUCUAUGAUUUCUACAAAAUCAAAUUUAUUAUUUUUAAUAGUUUCAAUGGAAUGUAUUGGGGAGAUAUUGACAUGGAUGAAGAAUUCUGUAGAGAGAGAGAGUGCCCUACAGAUCCUUGGGAUAGUAUUUUCUGCGACUUGUGUCCCCAUGGAGAGAAUCUUGCAGAAAAAAUCAAGUCAGAAGUUGUUUGGGACCUGCAAAAGAGCAACCAAACCUACAGAUUGCACCUCCCUGAGGCUGGCUUCUUCCAAUGCUGUGACACUAACAUCAGGUUUGAAGUGAGAGCAGCUGUAACCAUACAAUACCAGCAUGAUUCAUGGUAUAAACACUGGAAUGAAAGGAAGACAAAGAGGUUGGUCAUUGCAGGCCCUUUGCUCAACAUUCAAGCAACUCCAACAGAGGCUGUGUUAGCAGUUCACUUCCCUCACUUGCUGUGUCUUGCAGGUAAACAGGAAGACAACCCCCAAGUACAAAUUGCACAUUUUGCUGAAGGGAAGGUGACUCUUGAGAAGCCAGAUGGCGUGGAGCCAUUUCAUGUUGUGUUGAAACACCUCAGGUUUUCUCCCUGUGGUGUAGUUUUCAAAAAGUCAUUCUUUAAACGGAAGACAAAGAUCCAUGCUGCAGCACUGCUCUACCAAGUGCAUGGAGUCUCACCCGUGAAAUUCCACCUAUACCUUCUCCCCAGAGAUUGCUUCCUGAUAAAGGCUAUCCACAUGCAUGAACUAACCUGUCUUUCACGAAGAGUUGAGGUACCCAAUAAAACUACCAAGCCUCUCACUAUUGGCUCUUGCUUUCUUGUGAGCAGGUCAGAGGAUGUCAAAGUCAGUCCCAAGGAGCUGAAGUUUAACUACCUGGAUGUAGAGGUGGAGCAACAAUAUUUUGAAGUGUGUGCUCAGUGUACAGAAGCUGAGCUGGAGCUCACCCUGGUGGAGAAGAUGAAGAAUGAAAUUGUCUGGAAAGUCUGUGUUAGGCCAGGCGAACUUUGAUUAGGGAAAGACCUCAUGUUUGAUCAAGAGAUUGAUAAGGCCGUCCAGCUACAUUUCUUCUCACUCCCUCUUCCCCUUUCUCCUGUAGAAGAAUUUAUGCAUACAAUGCAAGAUCA